Caenorhabditis auriculariae is the source of this 15096-nucleotide messenger RNA. The record is from the annotation of a GenBank genome assembly. NCBI's taxonomy places the organism in Eukaryota, Metazoa, Nematoda, Chromadorea, Rhabditida, Rhabditidae.
AUGGAGAAUAACGAUAAAGUUGCGAACCGGGUCUGUCUGAUCGUCAUCGAUGGCUGGGGAAUCAGCUCUGAAGAAUACGGAAACGCAAUUCUCAAUGCCAAAACUCCUGUGAUGGACAAGCUCUGCUCGGGUAUAUAUUUAUAAAUGGUUCUCAUUUUCUGGUGAUUAUCCAUAGGAUAAAAGAAACGGGUUAAUGAACUAUCUGUGCUGAAUAUGACCAGAAGAUUGGAAAAAUUUUUUAAUGAGUGUCGCCCGAAAUGGGCGAGAAUUCGUAGAAAACUUCUACCAUAUGUUCGGAAUAAGCAAAAUUUUUGCAAAUAUAUGAAAAUUUGGUGGUAUGAAAAAAACAGCGAAAAUUCAAACGGCGACUUUUCCGAUUUUUUUCGUAUCGCUAGGGAACUUUCCGACGGCCACCUUUCCGACGAAUCUUUUUCCCGACUUUUUCCUUAUAUUUUUUUCUGUUUAUAAAUCAUCUAUUAACAUUAUUUUUUCCUAUUUCUUUGUGUUCUCAUCAUGAACGACUUGUCUACUUUACAUAGGAACAUUUAAAACGAAGAUUUUAUCGAGAAAAAAAAGUCGGAAAAAGUUUCGUCGGAAAGGUGGCCGUCGGAAAGUUCCCUAGCGGUAAGAAAAAAUCGGAAAAGUAGUCGUUCAAAAUUUCGCUGGUCUUUUUUCAUACCACCGAAAAUUUCUCACAAAAAAAAGAAUCAUUCCCGUAAUCUACUGAUUUUGAAGGUCUCGCUUUUGAAUCGAUUCGAUCAUUAUCUUUAUCAAUCUGUAUGACAGACAAUCUGGUCAAGUAUUUUUGCCAAUGAGGGAUUUUGAGGUAACUGGACCGAAAUAGAAGCGCACGGACUUCACGUCGGUCUCCCCGAAGGUCUGAUGGGCAACUCGGAGGUCGGCCAUCUGAAUAUUGGCGCCGGCCGUGUUAUCUAUCAGGACAUUGUUCGCAUAAAUCUCGCGUGCAAAAACAAUCAGCUGGUAAUGGCUUUUCUCCCUUGUACCGAAGUCAUUUCGACUGUUGAAGGUCAAGAACGAAGGUCUGAUCAAUGCGGCUAACCGUGCCAAGAGCGGAAACGGCCGUCUUCAUCUUGCUGGCUUGGUCUCGGACGGCGGAGUUCAUUCUCACAUAGGUUUUUUCAACCCUAUUGGCUUAAAAAGUUGAAAAUUGAGAAACUAAAGAUUUUUAGUUUUUCAUUUAGAAAUCCAAUAUGUUAUAGCUAUAAAUAGGGUUAGCUAUAAAUAAGGAAGGAAAACUGUUAAAUUUUCGUUAAAAGUUAUUUCAUCUGAAGACCAGUAAAUUUUCCAAGUUUCCCGGUUGAAAAUUAGACUUCAGAUCACAUGUUCGCUCUGAUCCAGGCCGUGAAGGAACUCGGCGUUCCUCAUCUUUUCCUGCACUUCUACGGCGACGGGCGAGACACGUCUCCCACGAGCGGCGCCGGCUUUUUGCAGCAGACUUUGGAUUUCCUCCAAUCGCAAAAGUUCGGCAAAUUGGCCACAAUCGUUGGAAGGUCAGCUAUUUCUCAAAAAAAGCGCAUUCGUAUCAUUCUCGUUUUUACUAGAAAAAAAAAGAAAAGAAAGAAAGGCUUCAAUCCUCAGAAUCAAAUUCUUGUUUUUCUUUGAUCUUUUCUCGGUUUUUUUUUCCAUUGGAAACUCUACCAAUCUCUCAAAAUUAUUUGUGUUACUCGUGAUGCAUUUCAAUCAGGUUUAUUUUCAAAGAAUGUUAUCCUACUGUACUUUUAAAACGGGAAUGCUAGAAAAGAAAGUUUUUUAGAAUGAUUUCACUAAGAUCAGGGCUUGAUAAAACUGUUAGCGAAGUGUCUCUUCACAGGUACUACGCAAUGGACCGCGACAAGCGGUGGGAGCGUAUCAACAUAGCUUACGAGGCGAUGAUCGCCGGAAUCGGAGAGGAAUCGACCGAGGAUAAGGUUCAUUUUUAGAUAUUGAAUGAGUGAAAUUUUAUAAUCUACGAGCCAGAAAGUCUUUGCAAGGUUCUUGACCAAAUUUCUAUAGUGUCUAUUUAUUUUCUAUCUCAAAGUUAUCGUUCAUCAUACCCCCUGUUAGGUUGAUCACGCAAUUAUUUUUUUUCAGUUAGGUCAGGUUUGGUAUUCUUGAAAAUUUCUUCAAGGGUGUCAGUGACCUAGCCAUUCAAGAUAAAGUUGUAAGGGACGAGAACCCAACUUUUUUGGAAAAUAAUCAUCCUGUUUGAAGAUUUGAAAAGAAGUUUUAAAAGGGACACAAAAGGGUUGAUUUACAAUUUUUGUUUUUUUUUUUUUGAAGUCGUAUCAUGUUGAUUGAAUGUAAUGUAUGAAAAACCCUUCUUGAGGUUGUGGAUCUCGUGAAAGGAAGGUACGAGAACAACGAGACGGACGAGUUCCUCAAGCCGAUAAUUUUGCAAGGAGACGAAGGCCGCGUCCGCGACGACGACACCCUUGUCUUUUUCGAUUACCGCGCCGACCGAAUGCGCGAAAUUUCGGAGGUUUCCAUUUUUUUUUUGCACAGCUCAAGGUUCCUGUUCAAAGUGUGAAAAAUCAAUUACAAAAGAAGUAGUUCAGAAAGACGAGUUAUUAAAAAAGGAUGAAAAUAAGUUUUAACCUGAGCAAGAAAGUUUCGAAAACAAUUAAAUUCGAUUUGAUUCUCGGAAGUUAGUGCUUACUUUAAUUCAGCGAAAAUUUUGAGGAAAGUUGAUGGUCUACAAAAAUCGUUCGCCUGUGUAUGGUUGUGCGUUUCCUCUAUUCGUUAUUAGGACUUUGGUUAAAAUGAAUAAUGAAAAAAUAGUUAAAUUUUCUGUUCACAUGAACGUUCGAGUAUCGCUCAAAAACAUCUGGAAGGUUCUGCGUUUCAGGUGAUGGGUAUGGAGCGGUAUAAAGACUGUAACUCGAAGCACAAGCAUCCGAACAACGUACAGGUCAUCGGUAAGAUUUUACUUUUUGGAAACAUUUCAAGGGUUUUUUUUUUGAGGCAUGACUCAGUACAAAGCAGAAUUUCCUUUCCCUACUCUGUUCCCGCCUGCAAGUAACAAGAACGUGUUGGCAGAAUGGCUGGCUUCUCAGGUAUUUUUAAUAGAAAAAGAGUAAAAUGAAGUUCAAUAAAGAAAUGGAAUUUGGAGGUUUUGCUAGAUUAGUUCUGGUUCAAUUUUUUUCCUACUAAAAAAAUGAAAGUUCAAUUUAAUCAACAAUAAACUACUCAUUCCAGAUAAACUUCGAUUGAUCACGUUUUUUUUUUUAGAAAGUUUCUCAGUUCCACUGUGCAGAAACAGAAAAGUACGCCCACGUGACUUUCUUCUUCAACGGAGGACUGGAAAAGCAGUGGGACGGCGAGGAGCGCUGUAUGGUCCCCAGUCCGAAGGUAGGCCCCGUAAAAGUCGCUGCAGAAGUCGGACUCUUCAGGUGGCAACCUACGACCUCCAGCCGGAGAUGUCCUGCGCCGGCGUCGCCGACAAAAUGGUCGAGCAGGUCGAACUCAAGAAUCAUCCCUUCAUCAUGUGCAACUUCGCUCCGCCGGACAUGGUCGGUCAUACCGGCGUCUAUGAAGCCGCGGUCAAGGCUUGCGAGGCCACCGACGCCGCCAUCGGCAGAAUAUUCGAAGCCUGUCAGAAACACGGUUCGUUUGUUUUUUUUUAAUUUUGAGGCGCCUUACCUUGAUUGAAAUGAAAAGUGAAGUAAAAAAUUUAAAGAUUGGAAAAAAUUACUUCAAAGUAUAUUUUCAGCAAAAAAUUUACGUCCUUUUGCUCUUUCUUUCUCUGCUUUUUUUUUUUUUUGAGCUUUUGCUCACGCUGAACCAUUUUCAAAUCUCCGACGGCUUUUCAGCUGUGUUCAACAGUUCAAAAAAAAAAACUUCAAUCCAAAGUCGAGUUCAAUUUGAGGAAAAUGAAGCAAACAAUUUUCUGAGGGUGUAAGUUUCAAAGGUUUAUUUAAUGCAGAAGCUUAGCCGACCUGAAUAUGCUUCUGAGUAGACCAAAAAUCUUCUGUAGGCUAUACGAUGAUGGUGACGGCGGACCAUGGAAACGCGGAGAAGAUGAAGGCGCCCGACGGCAGCAAACACACGGCCCACACUUGCUACCGCGUUCCCUUCACCAACAGCAAUUCUGCAUACAAAUUUGUUCAUGUUCGUUUCCUCUUUCUUUGGCUUUCAACAUGUUGACUAUAGGCAGUUAGAAGUAUAAGAAAACUGUUACUUAAAAAGAGGUAGAUUACUCAAAUUAGUAGAUCGAUUUUGAUGCUCGGGUUUCAAGAAAAAGGAUUUUUCAGCCUUCCGACCGAGCUCCGGCGUUGUGUGACGUCGCGCCGACUGUUCUGGCCAUCAUGGGACUUCCGCAGCCAGCGGAAAUGACUGGCCAGUCUAUCGUUUCCAAAGUUUGAAACUCAGCGUCCAUCUUUCCCAUGAACUAAUCUUGAUUUUCCCAUUAAAUUUCAUAGAUUAUUAGUUGAGCAGUAGCUUAAGAUUCAUCUAGUCGCUUGUUAGUAUUUCGCCAUAAUUCAGACGUGGUAGUAAAUAUAAAUGUAUAACAAAUUGAAGAUAUGUCUCGUUCUAUUCUUGUGAAUUUUUAAUUGCAACAUUUGAGAAUAAAUGUUUCUUCCCGAAAGUUAUUCAUUCUUUUCUCUUCCGGUUUUUUUCAGACUUCCAAGUUUUCUGUGAUCGUAAAAUUUUCAUAGCUCGUUUAUCGCGCUCUUUUUUUAUUUUUUAAAUUCUUUGUUGGCUUAUUUCAUAUGUGAGUUUAAAAAAAAUAGUAGGAUAGAAACAAGAAGAAUAGGGACCGAACUUUUUUAAAUAGCCGGGUGCGCUUGAAUUGUACUCGUGCCAAAAAUCGCAUCGUUCUCCGCUUUCCUCGUCUUUCAAAGUCAGGAGGGCUUGACUAAAACACUUUUGGAUUGAACAUUUAGAAGGAAGUGAGUUUCGUGUUCAAUUUGGGACGCCGUGACGCGUUCAUCUUUUGCCAGGUAUUUUCUUUAUUAUCUUUUUUUUUCUUGUUGCAUUUUAUCCUGCAUAAGUAGGUUUUCAACAACUAUCAACUGAUUUUUUUUUUUUGAAAUGGGUAUUCUAAACGUAAGAACAGUGAAUAAUAAACGUUGAGGUUUUUCCAAAAUUCUCAUAAGAAUCAUUCGACAACUGCGAUAAUCAUUUUUAGUUUAAACUAGUUCAGUUUUUGAGACACAUUCUCUAGCUAUUUUAUUCUGUUUACAAAAUUAUUUUGUUUGAACUGUACCUCUACACUCAAUGAUUAUAUCGCAAUUUAAGUUUUUUGAUAUGUUACAAGAAAGGCUUCUUUUUUGUAGGUUUCAAAAGUUAAGAAUGACCUUUUCUAUUAUAAUUGCUUUUAGAUGGUUGUAACUUUUGAAUUUUUUAAAAUUUUGAUCAAAAUCUUCUAUCUUCUCUCGUGAUCCAGUUCAGAAAAUUUGUUCUCUAAUUUCUGAUUCAAGAUAGGAAUGUUUUUGGUUAAAGCUGUGCUAUCUGAUGUUGGCUAAUACUGAUGUGAUCCCGAGAUGAGAUGUUGGUAGUGGAAAGAGUUGGCCGAUCGCAACCUUGAUCGUUUCCUCGCGAGUCGGAGAGCACAUCUGGGUCGCCAAGCUCCGCCCCUCCUCGCCACUCCGCCUUCGCCUCAACCCUUGACCGCCUUAUUCACCAAACAUUCUCUCACAGGACUUUCUGCCCUUUCAAGUUCACUUUUUUUUCAAUCGAAUUCCUUUCAAAAUCCCGAAUCUUGAAAUUUUGAUCUAAUUAAUAAUGUUUGCUCUUACAAUGAUAUCGCUUUCAUAUGGGGGUUUUUUGAUAGAUUUUGAAAGCUUUCAAAAGAAGUAACGUUAAUCGGAAGAAUUUUAGAAGAUCUCGGCCAUUUUCAUUUUUCAAUAUUUUAUACACCCUAUUCGCCAUAACUGUCUGUUUUAUCCACGCUCUUUUUUUCUCUUCCGAAUGAGGUAUAUCAAAAAGAGUUUCUAAAAACUUCAACGUUACUUUUUGGGAUUUUUCUCGUAGCUCUCCCUAGCGGAAUACGUCUUUAAAUGGUUGGAUAGGCUCUUUUUUUACAAUCUAAAGGCAGAGUACGACAAUAAAUAGUUUUGCUGAAGCGAAUUUAAAAAAAACGUUCUAUAUCUGGACGUUUAUAGUGCUAGUUAGAAUCGAUGCGUCUGAACGCCUACGCCCACCUCCUUUUUUGUUUUUUUUUAGUCCCACCGGCCGAUCGAUAGGCUUCGGGCUUUUGCGCACUCUUCAUAUGCGCUCACUAAGACCGCUUCCUUGUUUGUAAUUCUCAUUAGGACAUUGAUUGUUCUUUCGAAAUUCCUCACAAACAUUUUUUUCAAAGUUGUUUUUUAAAAAAAAGCUGCUUUGACAUAGGAUUCCGAAUUGACACAGCCAGUGAACUUCAGCCGAAAUGGUUUCUAGAGAAUCCUGAUCACAUGCGAAAAAUUCUGAAUUUUUUCUUUCUAAAGUUUAAUUUUCGUCGAAACAAAUUCUACCUCAAAAAGGACUUUAGUGAUGAGCAUUGCAUAAUUUUGAAGCGUCCUAAAAUCGACUCGAAACCCAAAUUCGAGAAAAACUUAAUUUCUGUGCGAUGUAAAAAUGUCUUCGAAAUUAAAAAAAAUUCUUUAAGCUUGGUCUUCAUGCAGUAAUCUUACUAUUUACAGUUCGAAAUUUUAAAAAGCUUUGUUUUUUGUAGUUUCUUCUAUGCUAUUUUUAGCCUAUAAGCGCCAUAAACACCUCAAAAGAAACAAAUUCGUGCCGGAGACCAGCAUUUUCGCAGCACGUUAAUUUUUUUCGAAGGAUAUGCAGGGUUUCGAGUCGCAUAAAUGAGUAGAAAUGGGGACAUAUGAACGGAGAUCGGUAUAAACAGCCCUGGUCGGCGAAAGAAAUGCAUCGGCCUCUCGCUUUACUCUGUCUCUCCGGUCUCCUCUCCCACCAAACAAUUCUGACGUGGCAUUUCAUUUUAGCCCUUUUUCAACCGUUUGUUGAAAAUUGGCUUUUUUUCCCUUCUUUUUUUCUUGUUUUUGUAUUUUAAUCGAUUAUAAAACGGCGGCCAUUUAUUUUGCCCUUGAAGCCUUUUUUUAAAUUCGCCUUCAUUUUUGCAAACAAAGCUUCGAAGCCACACUAAUCGACACUAAACUGGUUUCUUUUCCGAAAGAAGUUCUAUUUUUGAGAUUUUCAAAAGUACAGGUUUUUUUCCUAUUGUGAUCAAUACAUAUGGUCUUAUUAUCCAAAAGGCCCAUAUAUUCAUGGCCUCAAAGUGAAAUGUUUUUUUUAGAUAUCCAUAAAACUAUUUGGCUAUGAAGCAAAAAAGAGAUUUUUGAUAGUUUACGGCGCAACAUCAUGUAAAAUCUUUAAAAAAAUUGUUUCUACAAUUUCCGAAAGAAAUAAAGCUUUCUCGUGGGCGAUAAAAUUUUAAUAGUUUUUUAAUGGGGGAAGAAUUCGUGGUUUUUUACAUUUUUGGUGCGGGAAAAGCGGGUGUGUGAGUGACAGGACGACGAAAUUUGGUUGUACGGAGGACCUUUUUUUUAUCAAUUACUCUCCAAGCCUUGAAACGAUCCUUAUCUACGUCUUCUCGACUGUGCACUGAACCAGCACGAGUACACUUUUCUUCCCUCUCCAAUCACGUAAUUUGAUAAUUAAAAGUUGAAUAGAGGAGUUAGGAUUUUUUUUUCGCGAUGUAAGCUGUCCAGAAGUUUAUUUGGCUUUAGUUACGAUGAAGAUUUGCUGAAGUUUUUUCCGACAAAAAACAUGUUCGCACUGCGGAUCCCACGGUACCUAUAUUGUUCUUUCUUUUCUACGACGCUGCUAACCGGUUAGCUCAUGGUUUUCAAAAAAGCGAAAUCAAUUGCUAUUUUUCGACCUUUGAAUGAGUCAGUAGUACUGAACAAGCGUCAAAUUGUGAGAGGCGCCCUUUUGAUGAUAGAUCCUGAUAGCAGGAAGAAGGCAGGUAGAAGUGCCAGACGAACAACUGGCGGCGAAAUAGUGUUCGCUCCAACUCACUGGGUUCCACGGUGGACUCGCGCUUGCGAAAUUUGUUGCCCAACACAGAUCUUGGCUUUUCCUCGCCUUUUUCUUCUUGAUCUCCGUCCGUUUUCAUUCUUAGACCCAUUCUUUCCAGCAAAACGUUCCAUAUUGACUCUUCUUUAAAAAUGUUUUUCAUUGUUCAAAAAGGAUCCACGAAAGCUAACAUGUGUUCUCAAAACUUAUUUUAAAGUAAAGUAACUGAACUUUCUUGGCUGACUUAGGACAGUGGAAUAUUUUAAUCUUCUUUCAUCUUAUUGUCUUCUACGGGCUUUUCUUGAUCUUUGGAGCCGUUUCCGCACUUUUUCUGCUCAUAAGUCACAAAUAGAAAGAAUUUUCAACUUUUGUUUCUUCCUUGUUGUCCCGGUGUUCACCAAUUGUUUUUGCAGGGGUAUUGUCUCAAACAGUCGCCAAAAGGCAUCGAAAGCAGGAAGAUGGACGCGUUUGACGACCUGCUACUCGGCGUCGACGAUCACGAGAGCCUCGGAAUGAUGCUCUCGGUGGCGGAUGACGACGACAUCCAUCUCUGGAACAUGCCGUCCAACUUCCCGGAGCCUGAGCUCUUUUGUGACGACCUCGUCUCGAAGCUGGACCUGAUGCAGGCCGAGGCUGAGCACAGCUACGCCGCCCCUUUGUCUCCGCCGGACUCGAUCGCCAUGAGCCACGCUUCGACUUCUCCUUCCUCAUACCACUCCUCUUCCAGCUCCGAGGGUUUUCUUUUAUCUCCUCCGGACCAUUCUUUAUUUUCUCAUUUUUCAGAGGGCUAUCAAGUCGAUAUCCUACAAGCCGCCAGUAACGAAAUUUUCGCCCCGACAGUCAAGCCAGAUUCAGAUAAUGAACUAUUUUGCAGAGUUGGUUUUUAACAUUUUUUCAAUACCAUUAUACUCCAUUUUUUGUUCGUUUUUUCCCGUUGAAAAUAAUUUUUGAUACUGAAUAACUUGACAAAAAUAUGGUCGGAAUUUUUUAUCAAAAUUCUGGAGUAAGAGGAAGCUUCUUGUAGUGGUUGGAAGGGCAUAAGUUUACAUUAUUUUCUCGCUCAUCUUCUUGUUCUCACAAGGCUUCUUGUAGAGUGGCGCCCUCGUCGGCUACACGAGCACCAGCAGUUCUAGCGUCACCUCGAGCAGUAGCAGCGGCAAGCAGACGAAUCAGUACAAACAGACGUCGAGGUUCAGCUCCUCUGGUGCCUACGUCGGAUCCGCAGCCAAGCCGUCCGUCUCCUCUAUCAGAUACAGUCGGUUUUUCUUUCCCUUCUUAUUUCCGCAUAGUUGGAAUGACUCCUUGAAAACUCGUUUUCAAUUGUGUUUCUUCUCCUUACAAUUUUCUCGUUGACCACAGUCGAUGGUGUCUGCGAGAAGUGGCGAUCCAUAUGAAUUGGCCCUUUUCUCUCUUUUCCAUCCGAGGGAAAAGGACUCGACUAUCGAUUGGACCUUUGCGCGAAAAUCGUCUAAAAACGUUUGGAGCGCCUGCGCGAGACAUCGAACAACGCGCAGAUCCUUUCAUCGCUGCGUAAAAGCCUUAAAAAGAGGAGUAGGGUGAGAAAGAGAAAGAAGGAGAAGAAAAAACCGUAGCGGGGCUGGAAUGGUCGCACUGGUGAUUUGCAGACCGGCAACCUCUGCAAACCAAUUACAGCCUCGUGGGAACAGAAUAUACGCUGGUUUGUAGUUGCUGGGAGGGAACACUCUUUACAGAACGACUGUAAUUAAGAAGUUUCAAAGUUGAAAGUACUGGAAGUCUACAGCAAAGUUCCAAAUUAAAAGAAGAGCGGAAAUUCAUUUAAGCGAGUAAAGUUCCAUUCAUAGAGGCCGUAUGCAGAAUUUGGGAAAUUGUUCGUCUUGGUUACAUGUUUAUAAGUGCGAAGGAAGAAAUAAGCUCUCGGCAAGCUUUCUCUAAUGUGAUAUGAAGGGGUCAAACUACGGAUGAAAAAUGUGAUAACCAAUCCACAUUCAUCUGAAUACUUAACUUCGCGUCUGACUCCUAGAUGCACGGUUUCUGCAGACCAUCUGAAAUGCGGCCUUUCCCAAGAUGCAGAGCAGCUGUAAUUUCUCGCCAGACGACCAAGUCCGAUGAGCGAGGUCUUUGGUUUGUUGAUCUGUUACACUCGAACAUUUUACACAUUAUAAACUUCAUCCACGUGUGUAUGUUGUUGCGAGAAUGGAUAGUAGUCGAUUCAAAAUUGAUGCGGAAUCAAAGUUCUUCUCCACUGAAGGCCAGAAAGAUGACAAUGGGACGGUGGAUCUGAAUAGGGAAAAGAACGCGCGAGGGUCGCGAUUGUUUGCCCAAUACGAGCGGCCAUAGCUAUUCACAACCUUUGGUGGUCCUUUUCGAACUAAGGAUUGGGAAUUUGAAAAGGGUGGUCGUUAAUAUCCAUUUGGCGUUUUUCUCGAAUCAGAUAUAGUUAAUUUGUUUGACUAAAGGGUUUUCAACUAGUUUUUCUAGUUCUUUCUUUUCACGCUAACGUUAUAAAAACUUUCCAAAGGGAAACGCUUUUUUUUUCAAUAGCACUAAAGUUCAAAUCGGUUUAAUUUUCGGAAUCUUGCCUUUUAAACCUUGAUCCUUCAAAGGAAUUUCACGGCCUGACUGACCGAGCUGUCCGCUGCGAACUGUUUGUCCAACUGUCGCUGCGUGAGUACGUGCGAAUAGAAAGAACCUUUCUCACGAAAUUUUUCUAUCCGGGAAUUUAAUUUUUUGCGGUUUUAUUAUUUAAGAGUUUGCGUGAGAAUGUCCGGCAGUAAUUUUUUGGUGUUCCGAAUGAAGAUAAUUGGGCGUGUGUAGUGCAAGAUAAUGAGGAUUUGGGAUUUCGUCGCAAGAAGAUGCCGGGAAAUAGAUAUCAUUUGUUCACGAAACACGUUCUGAUCCUCCGAGAAAUCUUAGCGAAAGCAGUUUGGACACGAUCGAUUUUGUCUGGUUUACGGAAGAAGCGACCAGGAACUAAUUCAAGGGGAGAUGGAUUAAGAUCAGGGAUGUAGACGUCUGCAUUUCGGUGAUUGGCAGAAUUUCGCAUGACAUUUGAUUGGAAAGUCUAUUCACUUGGAUAAUCGAAGCAAAUUAACAAUUUUUAAAAUUGUCUUAUUUUUCAUACCCUGCUUUGUUUGAAGCUUUAAAAGAAGACGAUUGUAGAGCCUUCUUCACAACGACAUCUCAACGGCAACCCCGCCAACAUUUCCCUGAACACAACGACGACUUUCUCUUCUGGAAACACAGUCAACUUCAAAUCAGGUGCUUUAGUUCACACAAGAAGACUGUUUUAUUUCAUUUUUGACGACCAAGAAAAAUGGUUAAAACUGAGUUAAAAUCCUAUUUUUACCCUUCAAAAUCGAGAAAACCAGAGCACGCAUGUUAAAUAUUCUUUCGGGAACCUUCUCAUCGAAAACUAGAAUUUGACUGAUCGAAAAACUCAGGAUCUCCCUUUAGUGCAUGUCUAAGCCUAUUCUGAGAGUCCAUUUCUUGUUAGAUAAAACCAUUUUUGUGAAUCACCCAAAAUGUAUUCAGGUGAAAGAAGGAAGUACCCGGCCCUGGUACUGACAGAAGAAGAAAAACGGUUGUGCAAAAAGGAAGGGAUCCUUCUGCCAGAGUUCUACCCUCUGACAAAGGCCGAGGAGCGCGACUUGAAGAGAAUCCGACGCAAGAUCCGCAACAAGCGGAGCGCCCAGACAAGCAGAAAACGCAAGCAGGUCAGUCGCUUCCGUUUACUGUUACCUCAGUUACCUAAGUCCUAACCGCGGACAAAUAUUUGCUGCUGGUGACCUUUUUUCUUGCCGUGCCAGGGUGGCAGAUUGCGCGGCGAUUUCGAGGUGCAAAAAGGCGACGUCUCAGCUGAUUCUGCGGUCGGGCGCCUGGCACUGGCUGUCCCCGUCCUGUUCGAACCAGUCAAUGAUUUUAUCUUUUGGCCCACUUUUCUUAAAUGACUACCGGUAAUCGGAUGGAAAUUGAUGAGGUCUCAUGAUUCUCGUGUGAGGCGGUGGCCCACUUGGAAGAUGUACCUCGUUUCCACUUUGGUCAAGUCUUCUAAAGGAACUUUCAUAUCCUUGAACCUUAGAAACAAUAUGCGUCUGAAAGGGUUAAUAUUACUCUAUCAGAAAUAGCAAUCACAAGGUGUUAGAAAAACAGACCGUGAGUUGCUAGGCGACGUCACAAAAGACGCAGAGCUAGUAACUCACUUCAAACGAGUCUUUCUAAGAAAAGGAAAAUUUAAAAAACGGCAAGAACGGAAUCCUGCUUUUGGCGAGAUCAUGAGGUCAAUAAAAUCAGUGACGCGUUAACAGGUCAAAGGAUUUCUAUGCUGUAGACAAACACGAAUUAGUGUUGAAUGUUUGGCUAUAUAGCUUUUUCUGCGCCAUCUUCUCGUUUCUUUCUGGCCAAAGCGAAAAAGCAUAAGGACAGAUUUUGAAGCGGGUACUCAGGAAAAUCCGGGAAAGGUGUUGGGACGAUAACCAGCAGGAGGUUGGAAGUGAAUAUAAGCUAGAAAAAGCCCUUUGGAAGGUGUUCACAAGAUAGAUGGAUGGCCUCUGGUAGGCUUGAAAAAAAAACCUGAAAAUGCUUGUCAGAAGCCUUCCAGCGUUUUUCCUGAAUUUCCUUUCAAACGAUAAAAUUUAAGAAUCGAAGUAGAAACCAACUGAAAAAACUUUACACGAGGGUAAACUUUUUUUUAGAUGAACAAGAACCGCUUCAUGCGUUUCAAGGCAUAACACAGUAUAUUUCGUAGUUUUUAAAAUGCCUCUUCUCUCUUACUAGGGAACGUUUUUUACUCCGCGGUUGAACUUUUGCUGAAACAUUGCUGAAGUGUACUUUAGGACCCCCUGAUUCCAGAACAGAAAGAAAAUUUCUCGCAAUAGUUCUCGUUUUCGAGUUAUGGAGCUUCAAAAGCCCGAAAUAGCGCUUUAAUUUGCGUAUUUUGCGGACUUUGUUUGUGUUUGUAGCUCCAUAACUCGAAAACGAGAACUAUUGCGAGAAAUUUUCUUUCUGUUCUGGAAUCAGGGGGUCCUAAAGUACACUUCAGCACAGUUUCAGCAAAAGUUCAACCGGGGGGUGAAAAACGUUCCCUGGUUAGAAUUUUUGAAGUUGAACCUGUUUAUUUGAGUUAUAGCUGCCUCGAUUUUCUUCCAUGUUUUUGGUGUACGUUAUCAGCACGAUAUCAGUUCUGAUAGAUUGACACCAAAUUGACGUACGUCACAUUUGACGUUUGCCUGACAAUGGAAAGAAAUAAUUCGGCAAAAGAUAACGCUCUAUCUCUCAAUGCUCACAAUCACAAAUUUGGAAUUUUGGAUCUUUGCCAAUUCACGGUAUAAAAAAAAAGAUCAUGGGUAGCCGCAAUGGACAUACAUAUAUUUAAAUUUAUCAUCGUCGUUAUUCAUUCAAUAAGAGAAAAAGGAAAAGAAACCUCCUGAUUUCAAAGCCUCGAAGUGGGAUUCAAACGUUAGUAAAUCAGUAUUUUAUUUUAUCUAUAUGUAAACAAUAAUGAUUGCGACGCAGCUACGUACAGGAAAUGGCUGUAGAAAUCAAUCGGAACUCCUCUGAAAAAUUAUAAACUAAAAAAGCAAAGAUGAGAGUUAUGAGGCUACUUUCCGAAAAAAAAAACGGAAAGGGGAGUGAUAAGCAUGGAAAGGGAAACUUUUUUGAACUAAGUCAAGAGAGUUCAUUCACACCUUUUUAUAAAUAAUUAACAUCAUUUAUAAAUUGCUUCAGGACUACAUUGAGCAGCUGGAAGACCGCGUCGCAGACUGCAGUCAGGAGAACCAGCAGCUGAAGGCCCAAGUUGAACUUCUACAGCGAGAAAACCAGUCGGUCCUCGUGCAGCUACGUAAACUUCAAGCAGCUCUUGGACAGGUGAGAUUAGUUCUUGUAGAUUCCUGAGAGAAUCCAUGUUGCAGAGCGCCAAGAGAGGAACUCAAGCAGGCACCUGCAUCGCGGUCCUGAUGCUCUCCGUGUGCCUUCUCGUCGCACCUCACCUCAAUCCCUUGGUAGGAAGGCAAUCUUCAGUCGGAAGAAGGUAGCAAGCGAAUUCAGACGAGGGAGAACAACGUGCAAGCAGCGAUCGAGUGCGGCGAAGAGGUCGGCGUGCCGUGUCCCAACGCCGGUACCCUUGUCCGUCGUCCGACGCUGAACAAGAGCGCCGAGAAAAUGGUCGCCGCUCCAGUCUCCCUUGCCGCCUCUCCGGAGGCUGUCGUACAGCCUCAAAACGUGGCUACCUUACGAAGGUCCACUUUUGGUCAGUGUCCUUGCUUCUAAAAAAAAAAGAUUUUCAAAAAUCCAUAAUCGACUUCAAUUUUGGAAUUUUUCUGAGCCCGUGAGAACUAGAGAAAGUUACUUAAUUCAGGAAUUUCUAUAUCCUAACUUUGACUUAAUGAGGCAAAAUGCUGUAGAAAGAACACACUGAAAAAAAGAACCAUGAACCAUCUUGUUCAGAAAAAAUUUAAUCAAAUUCUGGAUAAUAAUUCAUUCGAGACUCCCUCACCUCUUCAAGGAACGAUUCCAGGCUCUUCACGUACCCUAGGGACGUAUGAGGACACCUGCGGAGCAGAAAAUGACUCGAACUGUGCCAACAUGCCGCCGCUAGUCCCGAUGCGUCGCGUCCUUCCAGGCGCCGUCACGACGAAUCGGAUGUCGGCGAGACCUCCGCCUCCUGUUCUGCCGCCUUCGCACAACGUCAGCCAUCAGAAGCACGUCGCCAUGCAGGUCCUACAGCAGAAGAGAACUUUUGCUCCUGCGGUCGAUCAACGCAUGAGCCUCUCUAUCGUGAGUAUUUUUUAUUCUGUUAUCUCAAAAGUUGAAAAGAGAAAAAUGAGGAGAGUUGGAAAAUAAGAGAAGACCUACUUUCAAGUUUCUUUUUUAGUUUCCUGAGAGGUCGCAGGAAAAAAAGAAUUGAAGGAUAACAUUCCAAUCUUAUCACACUUACUUCAUGCUCCUCAGGCACCUGAAUACGUGAAAGAGGAACCGAACGAGCCGUAUCAGCAGUGGAACGUGUCGCGCCACAAUCUGCAGUACGAACACGAAAACGAGCAGCUCAGUCAGGCUCCGCCUUAUCUGAAGCGUCAGCAGCUCGACCACUUCCCGCAGUACCGACAGGAGCAGGCCAUCCAACCGCCCGUCAAGCGUCUCAAGACCCAACUUUUCUGA